CGUGAGACUUGGUAGCUUCACGCUUGGUGGUCUUGGUCUCUUGUCUUGUCCAUGGAUACUCCAUAUUUACGUAUGAAGAAUUCGAUACCCCCUAGCGACUUCCAACGACGACGAUGAACAACUAGCAUCGCCCCGUUUCUUUAACGUGCCACCCCCGGGCUGGCAAAAUCCAUCCUUGAACUGGAUCAAUUAAAUUAUGCCACAGACGCAGACGCAGAACUGAAUAUACCUACCUAAACGACCAUCUAAACACACUCUUUUCUUAAUAGCCCUGGAAUAUAUAAUACAUUACAAUAUACGGGAAAAGGAAAAGUACAUAUACAAGGGGAACAAAAAGAAAAUACAUACCUACCUAUAUAUUACACGGCGAAUCCAUCUCAUCAGUCUUUCCCCGCAUUGCGCCAACGAAAGCUGUUACCUAAGAAAUCGGUGAUUUGACUAACAGAAAACCCAUCCAGGUUUGCCCGGGCCAUCUCUCUGCAUCGCGUGGUGAAACCUGGUUGCCUUUGGUGGUGUCCCUGGGGUGCUUUGGUGCUUGGUUGCUUGGUUGCUUGGGUGUUGGCUACUUUGGUAGAUGGUCGGUAGACCAUACCGUGUCGUACCCGGGAAAGGAAGACAAGAAAAAGGAUCCAUUGCGCUAUUGAGACCGCAUCUUGCAUCUCUUCCUCGCCUGUGCGACUGUAACCCUGGCUCAUCUUCCGAUUAUGGAUCGAACAAUCACCUCUCCUGUCGUUGGACGCCCAAACCAUCUGCGUAGGAGCAGCAAACUUAAACAGAGCCCUAUUCCCAACCUACAUGACAAGAUGGAUCAACCUGAAAGCACUACUCCGCCGGACAAAUCUACCCGCUCGUCCUUUUCAUCCGUCCGAGAAGUUGACUCUGAAAUAGCACAGAACUUUACUAGUACUAAAGUCUCUUCCUACUCUCAGUCGGCUGAAGAAGCUAUCGAAGACCGCCCGUCGCCACUGGAAAUGGCCACCACUCAAACCCAAUUCGUCCCACCCGUAACACGACCGAACAGUAAACUACAGGGCUGCUGGUUUCCAGCCGUCGCCGCCGAAGGCUUCCAGGGCUGGAAGCAGAUCGGCGUAAAGGGGAGGCAGGCGAGCAAGAGUUAUGGAGAUUUACAAGCUUUGAAAAUCGUUUGGUCGACUCCGGCUACUCCAGAAAAGAAGAAAGAUCCUGAAAGACCACCUCCAGGACUCUCUCCCAUUGAGAGAUUGCCCGCUGAAAUACUUGGCCAAAUCAUUGAUCAUCUGGUCCUUGAUGUACCACCAAAUGGAGUCUCUGCUCGUAACGUGGAUUUAAUGUCGUUGUUGUUGACGUCUAGAACACUUCACUCGGCGACACUAAACGCGCUUUACAAGAAUAUCACGAUCCCGCACUCGAGAAUCUUCCGCAAGUUCCUGUCUCACGUUUCACAGAACCAGGAACUCGGAACCAUUGUGCGCCGCAUCGACUUCAGUCACUUCAACCCGACGACACUUUUUUCGACGGCAAGCGAGCGUGCUACUACCCGCAACCUUACGCCGGAGACAUUGCUGCAAUGCUUGGAGCUGACCCCCUUCCUCCGUGAGUUUUUGGCACAGGAAUAUGUCGAAGAUGAGCUCAGCGCGGAUGUUCUACGGAAGUUACUCUUUGGACUCGAGAGAUUGCAGGGACUCGACUUUUGCGGUUGCUCGUCCACAUCUUUCAAGAACGCCUUUCAGACCAUCAUUUCAUCCGACUGGCCAGACAACCUCGGCAUUACUCGCCUCUCUUUGCACAAAUGCAUUACUCUACCAGCUUCCGUGUUCGAGACAUUGCUCCCCCGACUAGGAAGUUUGACGCAUUUGGAUCUCGCGGGAACUCGCGUUACGAACGAGGCACUCCAGUCCAUCCCCCACAACGCCAGAAUCACACACCUCAACUUGGCCAAGUGUAGGUUGCUGACAGCUGACGUUGUGAUUGACUUCUUGGCAAACCACCCCGCAGUCCAGGAAUUGGUGUUUUUGAGUCUCGGAGUAGACGCUCGCAGCCACCAGUUAUUCGAUGAAGAUGACCUUACCAAACUAAUUCCUGUUCUUCCUCAUACCUUACGUUCGCUAAGCUUGAAGGGGGGCAAGAUGGCCCCUUCUCAUAUCGAUUUACUACGGCCACUGACAAAGCACUUGGAAGAGCUUGCGCUAGGCCGCCGACUCAAGAUUUCGGAUAUCGAUCGUCUCUUCAUCCCCGACGAGAGUAAGGACGGGAAUUUAGAGGAGCAGCUGGAAUGGGUCCCACAGACGUUGAAAUACCUGGAUCUAUCCGAUUAUACCGCCACCGAACUCGACUUUAUUUCUCUAUUUGGACGCGACACAUACAUCAUGAAGAAGCUUUCGUCGCCGUUGGAAGUGAUCGAGAUCACUGACGACUUGUACACGCGACUAGCCAAGUCGCCGGUUGUGAAGCUGCUAGGGUGGACAGUCACCGAGAAUGGAAGCAGGGCGUGGCUUGUCCGUCUCCACGAGCCAAAGGACGGACCCAGGGAUUCCGGUCUUCGGUCUUGGAAGAUGGGCGCCUCGUUCUGGGGCAUGCGCAAGAUACCCAUUGCCUGUGCCGAAGUUGGCGGCAUGUAUGGCUCGUACAUGUUUAAGCGAAAGCUAUAAAUGGGAGGCAAAACCGCGUUUAUACCUUGCGUCUCCUCUCGCCUAUACCACGGAAAGGGGAUUUUUCCCCCCCAGUCCAACCUGUAUCUCGUCUCGUCUCGAGGAGAGAUUCUUUUUUUUUCUUUGGAUUUUCUGAUACCGACAUAGCGUUCUGGGGUUCAGGCCGGGGUUCAGGGAAAGGGGGAUUUGGGCUAACGAUUUGAAACGAAACGAUUUGAAUUGACUUGAAUAGGAGGGUUAAAAGAGGGUGGUUGUUCACGAUACCUUGAUUAAAGAAAAAAGUCUAUUGCUAAUACAAUUGAUAUCAUGUUGUCUUCUAGCUUGUUGUUUUAAAAAGAGAGAGCGAGAAAGCGAAAAGAGAGCGAAGAAGAUGCUGGGGUUUUUUUUUUGGAGAGUUGGAGUUGGAGAAUAGAUUUGGUAGGUAGUAAUUAUAGGUAGUAGCUAGCGAGUGAGCGUUGU
Hypoxylon fragiforme is the source of this 3086-nucleotide messenger RNA. RefSeq lists its product as uncharacterized. The record is from RefSeq and is a predicted model, not a curated record. The coding region runs from base 705 to 2627 and encodes 640 amino acids. NCBI's taxonomy places the organism in Eukaryota, Fungi, Ascomycota, Sordariomycetes, Xylariales, Hypoxylaceae. The transcript has 2 exons.